Molecule: messenger RNA, 746 nt
Organism: Cannabis sativa
Lineage: Eukaryota; Viridiplantae; Streptophyta; Magnoliopsida; Rosales; Cannabaceae
Exons: 1
Coding region: 58-489 (143 amino acids)
Source: RefSeq, a predicted model, not a curated record
UGUUUCUUAACUCUACAAACCAAAUACUACCAAAACAAUUCUAUAGAUAUUGCAAUAAUGGGAACCUACAAUAACUCAAGUCUAAUAAUCCUUGGCUUAUUGCUGAUAGCCACAGCCUCAUCAGUGGCAAAUUCUUUGGACAUUAUCUCAGUCGUUCAAGUGAAUGUUGAAGGCACCCUUCACUGCUCUCUCCCUCCAGUCCCAUCUGGCUCCCCUACCCUCUCCGGAGUCUCCGUCUUUCUCUCCUGCGACAACGGCCUCACCACCAUGGCCAAAGCAACCACCGAAGUUGAUGGAAGCUUCAAGAUUGUGUACACUCCACUAACUAUCUUUCUCUUUGACCAGUUGAAAUGUGCCAUCUUUGUCAAAACCCCUAUUGCUAGUUGUAAUGUUUUCGCCGGAGCUUUGAUAAAAGCAACCCUUGUCUCCGUCAACUUGCUUGACAGCAUUGCUAACUACAACAGUGGAGAUUUUCAAAACAUUCUUUAAUAAACUAUGUACCACUUAUACGUACGUACGUUCUACGUAUUUCGUACGUCCGUAUGGCGUAUUUUUAUAGCAUGUUUUAUUUUAAUUAAAUAAUGUGGCUCUGCUUGGACAGACUAUGUAUGUUUUCAUUUGUUUAGGCAUUGUAAUGUGUGAGCUCUAUUUACAUAUGUGCUACUUUGUAUUCUACCGGUAACAUUAUAUUAUUAAUUAUAGAAAUGGGAUUUAUUUUCGUUUGUUGAAUCAUUCAUCUAACUAUU